AUGUCAGGGGAAAUUAUCCAAGGAAAAGCAAAAGAUCUUUUCCUGAAAAUGUAUGGUGAAACUAAUCUAGAAUUCAGUUUCUCUUCUGGUUGGUUAGAACGUUUCAAGUCAAGAUACAUAAUCAAAUCUUACAGACGUUUUGGUGAAAGUGGUUCAGUUAUCAUGAAAAACAUUGAAAACGAAUUGUCUAACAUACGGUCAAAACUAGAUCAGUUUGAAUUGAAGGAUAUUUAUAAUAUGGAUGAAACUGGACUAUUUUACCGAUUGGAAGCUGACCAUUCACUUGCUACCAAGCAACUUGAAGGUCGCAAAAAAGACAAAGAGAGAAUUACUCUUGCUUUCUGUUGCAAUGAUGAAGGUAUCCAAGAAGUUGGUGAAUUAGAUGAAGGUACCCAAGAAUUAAAUGAUGUCAUCUCUAAUUUAGCCUACAGAAAUGUGAUGGAUGUUGAACAUCUUUUGAACUACCCUAACGAGAAUGAUACAGUUAUGGAAUUACCUACAGAGGAAAAGAUUAUUCAAUCUGUAAUGAAUAAUGAUGAUGAGAAUGAUCCUGAAUAA
Solanum dulcamara is the source of this 558-nucleotide messenger RNA. RefSeq names its product CENP-B homolog protein 2-like. Bases 1 to 558 code for a protein of 185 amino acids. Lineage: Eukaryota; Viridiplantae; Streptophyta; Magnoliopsida; Solanales; Solanaceae. The transcript has 2 exons. Gene Ontology annotation, cellular component: nucleus. Gene Ontology annotation, molecular function: DNA binding. The record is from RefSeq and is a predicted model, not a curated record.